UCACCAAUGUUUAGUCAUCAACAAACAGUUCAGUUGAAGUUCAUGUCAAGCAAUUUAGCUCAAAACAGUAAACAGAUUAAUAACUAAUUUCACCGUGCUAAGGAAAGAGGCCUAUUACCCUGAGGUGUCGCUGCUGGUGUGACAUUGACAGGGCCAGCACGGGCCAGCAGUGACAGUGGCCGUAACUUAGAACUUUCUAGGGCAGAAAGAUCACCACGGGACAUGUACGAGAUAAGCUUAAUAGUUGAGCUGUGAGAAUCGGACUUCUCACACUGAGGCCCCAUUGUUAAAGAGUUAGUUAGUUACAGCUCCCCAGGGGAUCCAUGAUUAAGCAACAUUGUCGCGACUGAGGGGUUAAAAGAUUGAAUUGCGUAUGUGAAUGUCAGAAUGCAUUCUCCAGUCGUGGGUGACAGAGCUCUUUGUGAACUCACCUAAGACUGUAUUUGUACAUCUCUUAAAACUCGGUAAACUCAACUGAAUUCAAACCUAUUGCUUCGUGGCGGUCUUUCACUUGAUUCUCUGUAAACCAACACGUAGCAGUAGAGUUUGGAUCUUCCGUCAGCAAGCUCUUUACCGAAGCACUACAUUUUGGAUCUUCUGUCAGCAAGCUCUUUACCGAAGGUUGUACUGCCAUCUUACCAGCCAUGUCUGGAGAUCCACCCCACAUGCCAGCACCUGUGUGCUUGAUUGAGAAUGAAGGGGAGGGACUGAAGACGAUGGAAUCAGCCCUGGACACCCUCAAGAAGAUCCAGCAGCCUGUGGUGGUGGUGGCUGUGGUGGGGUUGUACCGCACUGGCAAGUCUUACCUCAUGAAUCGGCUAGCUGGGCAACAGUCAGGCUUUGCUCUGGGCAGCACCAUUGAGUCUAAGACCAAAGGCAUCUGGAUGUGGUGUGUGCCUCACCCCUCUAAACCAGGACAUACGCUGUUGCUGUUAGACACUGAAGGACUGGGUGAUGUCAACAAGGGCAACUCGAAGAACGAUGCCUGGAUCUUUUGUCUGGCCGUGCUGCUCAGUAGCACCCUGGUGUACAACAGCAGAGGAACCAUCGAUAACGAUGCUGUAGAGAAACUCCACUAUGUGACUGAGAUAACCGAUCACGUCAAGAUAAAGUCACCGGGCGCCCGUGAUGAGGAUGGCGAUGAGGAGGACUGUAAGUUUGUCCGCUUCUUCCCUGACUUCGUCUGGGCCGUUCGGGACUUCACUCUGGAGAGGAAGAUCGAUGGUCAUGACGUGAGCGAGGACGAGUACCUGGACUUUGCCCUGCAGCUGAAGAAAGGUCAGUCUACUAAAGUAUUGACCUACAACCAACCGAGACAGUGCAUACGGAACUUCUUCCCGACACGGAAGUGCUUCACCUUCCCGUUCCCAACGUUGACGCAAAAAAUGACGAACCUGGACUCCAUGACUGAGGCCGACCUUUUCCCAGAAUUCCUGGAUGUCGCUGAACGCUUCUGCAGUAAAGUCUUUGAAGUGAGCCGCGUCAAGACGGUACAGGGUGGUCAGGAGGUCACCGGCAGCCAGUUCAGCCAUCUUGUGAAGAUCUACGUGGACACCAUCAACAGUGGCAACGUUCCCUGUCUGGAGAAUGCUGUGGUUGCCAUGGCAGAGAUCGGAAACCAGUCGGCCGUGGAUGCGGGCUUCCAGCUCUAUGAGCAGGCAAUGGGGAAUUUGAGGACGACCUUUCCCACGGAUCUUGAAACUGUCUCUGCUGAACAUCUUCGCCUCAACGGCCUGGCAAUGCAGGAAUUCCACAAAAAUUCCUUCAAGGAUGAAGGCGAGAAAUACAUGAAGCAGCUGGAGGAGAAGGUGUCUCAGCUCUAUAAGCAGCUUAACACUCUGAACAAGGAGGCCUCGGAGGAGCUUUGUCGGAAGGUUCUCUUGGAGCUGUACGAACCAAUGGCCGUCAACAUUCACCACGGCAGCUAUCUCAAGCCAGGUGGGUAUGAGAUCUACUGCCGUGACCGAGACGCCAUGGUGGCCGAGUACAAGCAACAUGACAAGAAGGGAAUGAAGGGGGAACAGGUGUUGGAAGAGUUUCUCCAGGAGAAGAACGCUGAAGCAAACUCCAUCCUGAAGGCUGAUCAGAGACUCACAGAGGCCGACAAGAUGGCGGCCGAGGCCAAAGAGAGGGAGAAGGUGCAGGAGCAGAAGAUCAUUGCCAUGGAGCAGCGGCAUCAUGCCCUGGAGCGCGCCCUGGAGGACCUGCGUCUCAGCAGGGAGCAGGAUCUUAGGCGCCUGAAGGAGAAGAUGGAGGAGGAGAAGCGGUUCCAGCACGAGGAGUUGGAUCGAGCCCUGAAGAGCAAACUGAAGGAGUACAAGGAGAUGAUGGAGAAGGGCCUCAAGGACCAGGCUGAUAUCUUGGGCCAGGAGAUCGAUCAAAUCCGUCAGGAGAAGGGGCAGUUUCAAGAGCCAGGGUAUUUGGAUAAAUUUGUUGAGAUGGGCAGUGAUCUCAUUCCCGACUUCCUGCGUAGAAUGUUUGAGUAAUGGGUGCCAAUGCUGCCCAAUAUGAGGGAUGGGAUCAUCAAGGAAUUAGAUGUAGUGAUUUGUACAUUUCUGAUUUAUACAUUUUCUUUCUUGUGCCUUGUUAUAAAACUGACAGUGAAAAUAAAGAGAGGAAACUAGUUGAUUUGCCAUGUACACGAUUACUUUAGUCUUUACCUGCCUCUUUCUGCUGGGAAACAAAAGCGUUCCGGUUUAGAGGAGCAGUUUAUAUUACCUUAACUAUCUUGUUUGUUGUGGUGCUGUCUGUAAAAACAAAGGAAAUAAAGCAAUUGAUUUGAUUGUUUUGAUUUGA
Molecule: messenger RNA, 2796 nt
Organism: Clupea harengus (Atlantic herring)
Lineage: Eukaryota; Metazoa; Chordata; Actinopteri; Clupeiformes; Clupeidae
Product: guanylate-binding protein 1-like
Exons: 13
Coding region: 645-2486 (613 amino acids)
Molecular function (GO): GTP binding; GTPase activity
Source: RefSeq, a predicted model, not a curated record